This is a messenger RNA of Saccostrea cuccullata (small rock oyster), 731 nucleotides long. RefSeq names its product zinc finger protein 330 homolog. NCBI's taxonomy places the organism in Eukaryota, Metazoa, Mollusca, Bivalvia, Ostreida, Ostreidae. The annotation marks the transcript as partial. Gene Ontology annotation, cellular component: nucleus. The transcript has 8 exons. Gene Ontology annotation, molecular function: zinc ion binding. The record is from RefSeq and is a predicted model, not a curated record.
AAGUUGCUAGCAAGAAGGGCAGUGAACUCUUGUAGAGAACUGUCACUCUCGGGAAAGUAUUUGUCAAAAUGCCGAAGAAAAAGACAGGACAGCGAAAGAAGGCAGAGAAACAAAAAGAGAGACAGAAAGAGAUGAGAAACGCAGAAAAAUCUUUAGCACAGAUGCCGUGCAAUUUCCUCAUGGAGUGUGAUCAAUGUAAACGAUCCCAGAAGAAUAGAGCAUUCUGUUAUUUUUGUUCAGCGUUACAAAGACUUCCUGUGUGUGGACAUUGUGGUAAACAAAAAUGUAUGGCAAAAUUCGGUGACUGUUGCAUAAAACAUUCCGGAACAAAUACAACUGGGCUUGCAAUGGUGGGUGCGAUCUGUGAUUUCUGUGAGGCCUGGGUGUGUCACGGUACGCGGUGCCUAUCUGUCCAUGCCUGUACCUGUCCUCUAACGGAUGCUCAGUGCUGCGAGUGUAAAAGGGGGGUGUGGGAGCAGGGUGGUAGAAUUUUCAAGUGUUCCUAUUGUAAGAAGUUUCUCUGUGAAGACGAUCAGUUUGAGCACCAAGCUAGCUGCCAACAACUGGAUUCGGAAAACUUCAAAUGUUUGUCCUGCAAUAAGCUUGGACAGUACUCAUGCCUUAGGUGCAAGACAUGCUUUUGUGAUGACCAUGUCCGAAGGAAGGGGGUUAAAUACAGUAAAGGACAAGCGAUCCCGUGCCCCAAGUGUGGACUGGAAACCAAGGAGACA